AUGACGCAGGGCAAGUGCAAGGCAGACAGAGUAUGGUCCAUUGAGGGUCAGCACGAGAUUGUUUUCAAGCAAGUGUGGGCUGCUUACCUCAAAUCCUUUGGCUACGACUUGGACGACUUGUCCUUUUCUGAAAUUGAGUCUGGUAAGGCUUUCGUUAGCGGCAAAGCUAAAAACGCCCUUCCCAAGGUCCUGAGCACCCUGGCUCUCGACUCCGCUCCAAAGUACUCAGAGAGAACAGCAAAGACUUUCGAGGCCAACCAGGGCAAAGCCGUUCCUCACGAUGCCACCUUUGAUGUCAAGGCCAAGGCUCCAUCCAAGGAGGUCUACUCCCACUUGGCCAAGUUCAAGCCAGCAGAGCUCCACCAGGCUUUCUGGGCUUCUUUGAGAAACGACUCCCCAGACAACAACUUGCUUCGUUUCGUGCGUGCCAGAAAGUUCAAGACCGGUCCCAUCGUUGAGAUGGCUGCCAAGUGCUUGGAGUGGAAGGUGAAGGAAUACCCAGUCGACAAGUGGGUCAUGGACGGUGACCUCGAGAUCUACUCGCUGAAGAAGCACCCAGAGAUCAUCAAGGCCUUCGAGAUGGGCAAGGCUUACUUCCGUGGCGUGGACCGUGACGGUGGCCCAAUUGUGGUGAUUCGUGUCAAGAAGCACUUUGGCUCUGACUGUCCAGAGAAGGACUUUGAGCGUUUCAUCUGUUUGAUCAUUGAGUGGGUGAGAAUUGCCUUGAAGGACUACGAGCUUGGUAACGAUGGUGCCAACAUUUUGUUCGAUAUGAAUGGAUUUUCUUUGAAGAACGCCGAUCUCCAAGCUGUCAAGUUCUUGGCCAAGCAGUUUGAGGCUAACUACCCAGAAUCGCUUUCCGCCAUCUGGAUCCACAAGGCUCCAUGGAUUUUCAACGCUGUGUGGAAGAUCAUCAAGGGUUGGUUGGACCCAGUCGUUGCCUCCAAGGUGCACUUCACCAAGAGCGCCGACGACUUGGCCAAGUUCGCCGACAAGAAGUUCAUUCCAAAGGACUUGGGCGGAAACGACGACUACGCGCCACAGUACGUUACUCCAACGAAGGAGAACGCUUCCACUCUUCCAAAGGACGAGAAGUUUGAGCAGUUGAUCAAGGAGAGACAGGACUUGACCUACACAUUUAUCGAGACGACGUUGGCCUGGAUCAAGGCUAAGGACGCCAAGCUGAGCACAGAGCUCAUGGACUUGAAGAUCCAGUUGGGUGCCGAAUUGGCCCAGAACUACUUGAAGAUCGACCCUUACGUGCGUUCCCGUGGUGUCUUUGACAGAGAUGGCGCCAUUGGUACCCCUUCGUUCUAG
Messenger RNA from Candidozyma duobushaemuli, 1317 nucleotides. Its product is annotated as CRAL-TRIO domain-containing protein. The record is from RefSeq and is a predicted model, not a curated record. The transcript has a single exon. NCBI's taxonomy places the organism in Eukaryota, Fungi, Ascomycota, Pichiomycetes, Serinales, Metschnikowiaceae. The coding region runs from base 1 to 1317 and encodes 438 amino acids.